AGGGAAGUGGCCUGCUGUUGCCGAGGGGACGGGCCCGGCAGAUGCCAACAUGGCAGCGGUUGGGUCUGGUGGUUCCUCGGCGGCGACUGGUCCCGGGGCGGUAUCCACUGGGACCUUGGAACCCGGGACCGCCAGUGCGGCUCACCGGCGCCUCAAAUACAUCUCCCUAGCUGUGCUGGUGGUGCAGAAUGCCUCCCUCAUCCUCAGCAUCCGAUACGCCCGCACGCUGCCUGGAGACACCUUCUUUGCCACCACUGCUGUGGUCAUGGCCGAAGUGCUCAAAGGUCUAACCUGCCUGCUGCUGCUCUUUGCACAGAAGAGGGGUAAUGUGAAGCAUCUGGUUCUCUUCCUCCACGAGGCUGUCCUGGUGCAGUAUGUGGACACCCUCAAGCUUGCAGUGCCCUCUCUCAUCUACACCUUGCAGAAUAACCUCCAGUAUGUGGCCAUCUCCAAUCUGCCAGCUGCCACUUUCCAGGUUACGUACCAGCUGAAGAUCCUGACCACUGCGCUGUUCUCUGUGCUCAUGCUGAACCGCGGCCUUUCCCGCUUGCAGUGGGCCUCCCUGCUGCUGCUAUUCACCGGUGUCGCCAUUGUGCAGGCUCAGCAGGCCGGGGGUGGGGGCCCACGGCCCCUGGACCAGAACCCUGGGGUGGGCCUCGCAGCCGUCGUGGCCUCCUGCCUCUCGUCCGGCUUCGCGGGCGUCUACUUCGAGAAGAUCCUCAAGGGCAGCUCAGGUUCUGUGUGGCUGCGCAACCUGCAGCUAGGCCUCUUCGGCACUGCCCUGGGCCUGGUGGGGCUCUGGUGGGUCGAGGGGGCAGCUGUGGCCCGCCACGGCUUCUUCUUUGGUUACACACCUGCUGUCUGGGGUGUGGUGUUCAACCAGGCCUUUGGUGGCCUGCUGGUAGCUGUUGUGGUCAAGUACGCUGACAACAUCCUCAAGGGCUUCGCCACCUCCCUGUCCAUUGUGCUGUCCACCGUUGCCUCCGUCCGCCUCUUUGGCUUCCACGUGGACCCACUGUUUGCCCUGGGUGCCGGGCUUGUCAUCGGGGCCGUCUACCUCUACAGCCUUCCCCGAGGUGCAGCCAAAGCCAUAGCUUCCGCUUCCGCCUCCGUCUCGGCCAGCGCCGGGCCCUGCACUCACCAGCAGCCUCCAGGGCAGCCACCGCCACCGCCAACUUCCUACCGCGGAGACCUCAGCAUGGAGCCCCUCCUGCCCAAGUUGCUCACCAAGGUGAAGGGUUCGUAGCUGCUGGGAUCGACGACACUGGCCUCCGUUCUCCCUUCUGGCCCAGGCCCAGCCAUGACCCAACUCUGAUCAGUAUUAGGGGUGGGAGAAGGUAGUCACUGCCCCACUCACCCCACCCAACCCCGAUUCCCUCCCCAAAGGGUUGACCUAUGACCAAACUUGGUCUGGGAAUGAAGGCAUGGAUAGGACUCACCUCAGCCUUCAGUUCCUGCUGUCCCCAUG
Messenger RNA from Sorex araneus (European shrew), 1468 nucleotides. It is a transcript of the gene SLC35A2, whose product is annotated as solute carrier family 35 member A2. Lineage: Eukaryota; Metazoa; Chordata; Mammalia; Eulipotyphla; Soricidae. Gene Ontology annotation, molecular function: UDP-galactose transmembrane transporter activity. Gene Ontology annotation, cellular component: Golgi membrane. The record is from RefSeq and is a predicted model, not a curated record. The transcript is spliced from 5 exons. Gene Ontology annotation, biological process: pyrimidine nucleotide-sugar transmembrane transport. Bases 50 to 1246 code for a protein of 398 amino acids.